Messenger RNA from Hippopotamus amphibius kiboko, 2291 nucleotides. RefSeq names its product chromosome 15 C5orf22 homolog (gene C15H5orf22). The coding region runs from base 86 to 1417 and encodes 443 amino acids. Lineage: Eukaryota; Metazoa; Chordata; Mammalia; Artiodactyla; Hippopotamidae. The record is from RefSeq and is a predicted model, not a curated record. The transcript is spliced from 9 exons.
GCGUUUCCACCCGGGAGAGGAAGCUGGGCGGCAGCUCUGGCGUCCAGGGCCUCUGCUCGCUGGGGAACCGCCCGGCGCGGAAACCAUGAGCGAGUCCGCGGGAGAGCGCGCCCGGCUCCGGCGCUAUCCUGAGCUCCCUGUGUGGGUGGUGGAGGAUCAUCAGGAGGUUCUGCCCUUUAUAUACCGGGCCAUUGGCUCAAAGCAUCUUCCUGCAAGUAAUAUAAGUUUUGUGCAUUUUGAUUCACAUCCGGACCUCCUUAUUCCUGUGAAUAUGCCAGCUGACACUGUAUUUGAUAAGGAAACACUUUUCGGAGAAUUAAGUAUUGAGAAUUGGAUUAUGCCUGCAGUUUAUGGUGGCCAUUUUUCUCAUGUAAUAUGGCUUCAUCCCACAUGGGCUCAGCAAAUCAGAGAGGGCAGACAUCACUUUUUAGUAGGCAAAGACAUGUCUACCACAACAAUCAGGGUCACAAGUACAGAUCAUUACUUCCUAAGUGAUGGUCUUUAUGUAACUGAAGACCAGCUAGAGAACCAAAAACCUUUACAAUUGGAUGUAAUUAUGGUAAAACCUUAUAAACUCUGUACCAAUCAAGAAGAAAAUGAUGCAGUGUCUUCUGCUAAGAAGCCAAAGCUAGCACUGGAGGACACAGAGUACACUGCCUCUGCCCAUGGUGAAUCUUGUUCAGAGGGACUGGAAAAGGACACAGUGAUGCAGAGAAGAGACCAAACUUGUCUACAACCAUCAUGUUCGUGUUCUUCUGAAAGCCAGGAAUGCCAGACUACAGUCAGCACUGGAGAAAUUCUGGAAAUUUUGGAGAAAGGAGAUGCAUUUAUAUUAGAUAUUGACUUAGACUUUUUUUCAGUCAAGAAUCCCUUCAAAGAAAUGUUCACUCAGGAGGAGUACAAAAUCUUACAAGAGCUGUACCAGUUUAAAAAGCCUGGUACCAACCUGACAGAGGAAGAUUUGGUAGAUUGUGUUGAUACCCGAAUUCAUCAGUUAGAAGAUUUAGAAGCUGCUUUUGCUGAUUUGUGUGAUGGUGAUGGUGAAGAAGCUGUACAGAAAUGGGCUUCAAAUGCUGGGAUGGAAUCACUAGUUCCACUUGUACAGAGUUUGAAAAAACGAAUGGAAGCUCCAGACUAUGAAAUGGUUCACCAGGCUGGUCUAACCUGUGAUUAUUCAGAACUUCCUCACCAUAUCAGCACAGAACAAGAAAUUGAAUAUCUUACUCAAUCUGUGUAUUAUGUUCUAAAAAAUUUACCAAAACCUACUCUAGUGACAAUUGCAAGGUCAAGUCUGGAUGAUUACUGUCCUUCUGAGCAAGUUGACACCAUUCAAGAAAAAGUCCUCAGUAUGCUACGCUCCCUCUAUGGGACUCUAGACAUUCACCUGGUGUAUUUAGCAGAGUCCACUCCAGCUUGAAACAUCACAACACUAGGCUUCUAUUACAUCUGAUGUCGUAACAAGAUUUUCAUUAACUUAUUUGCAGACAAGUCUUCCAGAGAACAGUUUGUUUUUAUAUUAACUUUCAGUUAAAAUCUUUCAGGUAUUUUGAAUCUCCAAACAUAUCACCAGUUGUUGAAUGAUGGCGGGUUUUUUUUGGCAUCAAGUCUACCCCCAGUUGAAGGAACCGUUGCUCAUCUUUCUUGUCCAUCACUGUCAUCUUCAGUUUUGUGAGGAUUUUUUCCUCUUUUCCCCUCUUACCCUUAGGUCAGUUGGACUGUAUGAGAUCCAUUCAUUUAUUCAUUCACUCAACCAGCUGACAUUUUUUGAGCACAUACAUGUGCCGGACAUAAUUUAAGUGCUGGGUCUAUGGUCACAAACAGACUAGACAAGGCCCCUGCCCUCUUGGACAGCUGAGAAACAAAUUAUGGAUUGUGAGGCGUGUUAGGAAGGAAAGGAGAACCGCAGACAUGUCUUAGGCAUUCUCUUAGUACUCAGGGCACACUGGCCUUACAGGAAGGUACCAUUCUCAAAAGCUACUACCAAAACAUAAUAAUAAUAGUAAACUUGCCAGUCCAUGAAAGUGUUCCAGGAAGUCUGCCUUUCCAAGACUUAGACUUGUGGCCCAGCUCUCAGCAGUGUUGGUAUUGAGGAGGUCUAUUUGAGUAAAUUUAAGUGAACAAAAAGUAACUUUUCUUUGUAACUUUUCUUUGCCAAUCAGAAAAACCCUGAAGGAUGUUUUGUGGCUCCAGAUGGUCAGUAUGGACAUCAAUUAUCAUGAUAGUUCCUGAGUGCCACUUCAUGGGCAGUCUGGAUUGAUCAUUUUUUCAAAUAAACCAGCUUUUUAUGUAAA